CUUCCCAGGGAAGUCCGAGAGGUUCCCAUCUGGGCAGCGAGCUGCAGUGGGAGUGGGGCUCUUUUUUUCUCAGGCGGCAGAGCAGGAGUUUGACUUGCAGAGGCACAGCACAGCUCUGGGUCUAUUUUACCGCAAAGAGGGGAGAGCAGAAAUCUGGCGCCGAGAGGCGGAGAUAGCGCUCGGAGCCAUGCGUAAAAUCAGUUCUGCCUGAAGGCUUGGCGAUCAACAGCCCCCUGGAAGUUUGAAGGCAUCCAGGAUGGCCUGAAGUCUUGCCUUUUUUUUUUAAUUUUUUUUUUUUAACCUUAAUCAGAGUUGUUUGUGUUCUCUGGGACGUUUUUCUGCUUGUUUUGGAGUAGCUGAAGAACUUUAGGUUCGCUUUCUGUCCGCUUCGGAGAGGAGAUGGUCGCUCAGGAUGGGACUGUGCCUCGGAACCGAAGAUACAGAGGAGGAGAAGAAGGCGAGGGUACACAAUGCCAAGAUAGACAGAGACCUGUACGAAUACGCAAAGCGAGAGAUGAAUGUGGUUAAAAUCCUCAUACUGGGAGCAGCAGAGAGUGGAAAAAGCACUUUGGUCAAACAGAUGAAAAUCAUCCACAGCAAUGGCUUCACAAAGCAAGAGUUAAGCAGCUUCAAGCUGGCGGUGUUGGAUAACCUCCUGACUUCCAUGAAGUUUGUCCUCCAUGGAAUGGGCGUACUCCGCAUCAACCUGGCUAGCAGCAGGAAUAAGGUCCACGCCCAUUCAGUUCUGUCUUGUGGGCGGUGUUUCGAUGAAGAACAGGUGCUGUUACCUUUCCUGAGCCACGCCCUGUCCAGCCUUUGGGCCGACCAGGGGGUGAGGGCCGCGGCUGCCCGUGGUUACGAGUACGAGCUGAAUGACUCGGCGCUGUAUUUCUUUGAGAACAUGAGCCGCAUCACUUCUCCAGACUACGUGCCCACAGAGACAGACGUCCUCCGAGUGCGACUAAGGACGACGGGCGUAAUAGAGACCCAGUUUAAAGUCAACCACCUCAUCUUCAGGAUGUAUGAUGUUGGAGGUCAGAGAACCGAACGCAGGAAGUGGAUCAGCUGUUUCGAGGACGUCCGAGCCGUGCUGUUUGUCGUGGCUCUUAGCGGAUACGACAUGACUCUGAUGGAAGAUCCCUCAGUGAACCGCCUUCAGGAGAGCAUGAAGCUUUUCUCCUCCAUCUGCAAUAACGUCUUCUUCCGCAGCACAUCCAUGAUUUUAUUCAUGAACAAGAUAGACCUUUUUCAAGACAAGAUAUUACACACAGGACGACAUCUGCGGUUAUAUGUGCCACAGUUUAAAGGUGUGGACUGUGAUGUUGAUUUGGCUGCACGCUUCAUCGUCGCUGCUUUCGUCUCGCUCAACAACAUGCCCAAGAAGCUCAUCUACCACCACUUCACCACGGCAACCGACACCUCCAACAUCCAGGUCGUCUUUCAGGUGGUUAUGGACACGAUCAUUAAGGAGAACUUGGAAGCUGUGUCUCUCCUGUAGAUGGCGGCAGUGCUAUGGACCCCUGGAGACUGAGCAAUUAAGUUGCAUUUUAAAAAACUGAAAUGAACCCAAACAGAGAGUUUGUUGUCUAUUAAGUAGCACAAAACCAAGCUCUGAACGUCUUGGAAAGCUUGCAAAGCAUAUGGACUUUCCUUUUCUGUUUUUGUGGUUAAAGCACGACAGAGAGGUGGUAAGGAUUUACUGUUGUCUGUUAACUUCCUCCGUGCAGGAUUCACCCAUGCAUACCAUCAUGUGUUUUUCCCCUCAUCCAUCACCGUUUCUCCGUGCCGUGCGUCACAUCCUCCUAAUGAGGUGCUCACCGCCAUAUAACAGCUCACCGGUUUGUGUUCACCAGAGAUCCAGGACGCAGCAGGCAUCUUAAUCUGUGCCAUUAGCUGUCCCACUGACUAAUAUCAGCCAGCGAUGAUGCUGUGGAGCUUAUUAGAAGCAAAACGUGUAGAUUAAAAACAUCCCAUAAGCGUCUGACCUGGGUUUAAUUUCCCUCCUUUCCCCCUGUGAGGGUUAUUGUUUCUGGGUCUGACACAUGCGCUCAUAAACUCUGACUUGUCAUGCAGAAUGCUGAAUCCUGCAUGUGUGUUUUUUGGCAUUAAAUGUUCCGGAGUUUGUUUUUGAAGGGUCCCCCGAGCAACUGGUGCAAACACACACUGACUUCAGUAAUGAACAAGAUAUGAUACGAAUGAUGCAGUGUGAGACUGAAACUGAAAAACACCCCCAGAUGCUUUAUAUGAAGAAGUGCUGAAAUGUGUGCUUUAAUCUGAGAAUGUCUUUUUGCCUUUCUGUGACACUCAUCUUCUUAUGGUUUAUUUUCUUGGGCAUUCUGAACAAAAUAAAUGUGUAAAAGUUAAGAAAAUAAACCUUCCAGGGUUCUAAAAUAAAUUCAGACAACAUUA
Messenger RNA from Girardinichthys multiradiatus, 2409 nucleotides. RefSeq names its product guanine nucleotide binding protein (G protein) alpha v1 (gene gnav1). Gene Ontology annotation, cellular component: heterotrimeric G-protein complex. The record is from RefSeq and is a predicted model, not a curated record. Gene Ontology annotation, biological process: adenylate cyclase-modulating G protein-coupled receptor signaling pathway. Gene Ontology annotation, molecular function: G-protein beta/gamma-subunit complex binding; G protein-coupled receptor binding; guanyl nucleotide binding. The coding region runs from base 413 to 1498 and encodes 361 amino acids. NCBI's taxonomy places the organism in Eukaryota, Metazoa, Chordata, Actinopteri, Cyprinodontiformes, Goodeidae. The transcript is spliced from 9 exons.